AUGCCAUUGCGUCCUUCAUCCCUUGCCAACUUCCAAAGGCCCCUUUACCUAUGGAACUUGAUGAUUCGAGACUCUACCAAUGAUAGAUUCUUCACAGAAACGUUAAAGAUAUACUCUUCCAUGGCACGCUCUGGUGUUCAUGGAAACAGCUUCACCUACCCUCUGCUCCUCAAGGCAUGUGCCAACCUCGCUUCCAUUCCACAUGGCACAUUGCUUCAUGGGCAUGUUCUGAGACUUGGGUUCCAAGGUGACACUUUUGUUCAAACUGGUCUAGUUGACAUGUACGCAAAAUGCUCCCAUGUUGCAUCUGCACGCCAGGUGUUUGAUGAAAUGCCGCAGAGAAGUGUCGUUUCGUGGAACGCCAUGGUUUCGGCUUACUCUCGUGGAUCUUGGAUGGAACAGGCAUUGAGCCUCUUGAAGGAAAUGCAGUUUCUUGGUUUUGAACCAAGUUCGUCCACAUAUGUUUCGAUUUUGUCAGGUUGUUCCAACUUGGAUUCUUUCAACUUUCUUUGGCUGGGGAGGUCAAUACACUGUUGCUUGAUCAAACUUGAGCUUGUGUAUUUUGAGGUUUCUUUGACCAACUCACUGAUGGGUAUGUAUGCCCAGUUUAGCCAAAUGGAUGAAGCAAGGAAAGUUUUUGACUUCAUGGAUGAGAAGUCAAUAAUUUCUUGGACAACUAUUAUUGGGGGUUAUGUGAAAGUUGGGCAUGCUGUGGAAACAUUUAAUUUAUUUAAUCAAAUGCAACAUCAAAGUAUUGGCAUAGACUUUGUUGUGUUUCUAAAUCUUAUUUCUGGUUGCAUACAAGAAGGAGAGCUUUUGCUAGCUUCAUCUGUUCACUCUCUUAUACUCAAAUGUGGGUGUGAUGGAGAGGAUUCCAUUGAAAACUCGCUGAUAACUAUGUAUGCAAAAUGUUGUGACCUUACAUCUGCUAGAAGGAUAUUUGAUCUGAUCAUUGAAAAGAACAUUUUAUCAUGGACAUCAGUGAUUGCAGGAUAUGCUCAUUCAGGUCAUCCUGUGGAAGCAUUGGAUCUGUUUAAAGGGAUGGUAAGCACAGAUAUUAGACCAAAUGGAGCAACCCUUGCAACUGUUUUAUCAGCUUGUGCUGAUUUGGGAUCACUCAGCAUGGGACAAGAGAUUGAAGAAUACGUUUCUCUAAAUGGAUUGGCAUCGGACCAACAAGUCCAAACGUCUCUCAUACACAUGUACUCUAAAUGUGGAAGCAUCAAGAAGGCAAUAGAAGUAUUUGAAAGGGUGACAGAUAAAGAUUUAACUGUUUGGACUUCCAUGAUAAAUAGUUAUGCCAUCCAUGGGAUGGGGAAUGAGGCUAUCAGCCUCUUUCACAAAAUGACAAUCGCAGAAGGGAUAAUUCCAGAUGCCAUUGUUUAUACUAGUAUUUUGAUGGCCUGUAGCCAUUCAGGGUUGGUAGAAGAUGGACUGAAGUACUUCAAAAGUAUGCAAAAGGAUUUUGGAAUAUCUCCUACAGUAGAACAUUAUACUUGUUUGGUGGACCUUCUCGGUCGAGUUGGCCAGCUUGACUCAGCUUUAGAUAUAAUUCAGGCGAUGCCACCAGAAGCACAAGCUCAAGCUUGGGCUCCAUUGCUUAGUGCUUGUAGGAUCCAUGGCAAUGUUGAGCUGGGAGAGCUUGCAGCUAUUAACUUAUUAGACCUUAAUCCAGGAAGUUCUGGAAGUUAUGUAUUAAUGGCUAAUUUGUAUACCUCUUUGGGCAAGUGGAAGGAGGCGCAUAUAAUGAGAAAUUUGAUUGAUGGUAAAGGAUUGGUUAAAGAAUGUGGCUGGAGCCAGGUUGAGGUAAGUGGUAGAUUUCAUACGUUUGCCACUGGAAAUCAGUCACACGUUGGGUUAGUCAAUAUCUAUAAGACACUAGAAAAUCUAAAUUUUACUCUUCAAGAAGGUAGCUAUACAACAGAAGCACUAACAGUGAAUAAUUAAUUGUAAAAUAAAACAGAUUAGGAAGCCUCUGAAAACCUCAGAUUAUCCAACAAAUAGUUGAAGCAGCUCAUGUCAGUAGAUUAUAAGAACAUGCAAAGUGA
Gastrolobium bilobum is the source of this 2048-nucleotide messenger RNA. RefSeq names its product pentatricopeptide repeat-containing protein At4g35130, chloroplastic-like. NCBI's taxonomy places the organism in Eukaryota, Viridiplantae, Streptophyta, Magnoliopsida, Fabales, Fabaceae. The transcript has a single exon. The record is from RefSeq and is a predicted model, not a curated record. Bases 1 to 1947 code for a protein of 648 amino acids. Gene Ontology annotation, biological process: RNA modification. Gene Ontology annotation, molecular function: RNA binding; protein binding.